This is a messenger RNA of Geodia barretti, 291 nucleotides long. NCBI's taxonomy places the organism in Eukaryota, Metazoa, Porifera, Demospongiae, Tetractinellida, Geodiidae. The record is from the annotation of a GenBank genome assembly.
AUGCAGAAGCAACAUCGCCUGAGAAAGUCGAAAGAUUUCGCGGCGGUGCGCCACGAGGGCAAAAGUUGGGCAGACAGAAUGCUAGUGCUUGUUGCGCGACGCACGGAUAGCGAGCGCUGUCGUUUCGGCUUCUCGGUGAGCAAAAGAGUGGGCAACGCUGUUGUGCGCAACCGCGUCAAACGCAGGCUGAAGGAAGUUGCCCGCGUCGAACUGCUGCCGCGCAUAGAAUGUGGCUGGGACUUUGUCGUGAUUGCGCGUAAAGACGCCGCCGAUGCAACUAUCACCACCUAA